This is a messenger RNA of Thecamonas trahens ATCC 50062, 2450 nucleotides long. RefSeq lists its product as uncharacterized. Lineage: Eukaryota; Apusomonadida; Apusomonadidae. The coding region runs from base 148 to 1884 and encodes 578 amino acids. The transcript has a single exon. The record is from RefSeq and is a predicted model, not a curated record. Gene Ontology annotation, molecular function: metal ion binding; RNA binding; tRNA dihydrouridine synthase activity.
CCAAUACCAUCGUCAUCGUCAUCGCUCGCAGCAGCUUCGUCCCGCAAGCGACCAAACUCGCCGUCGGCUUCCUCUCCACAGCAGCCUUCUGAUCAUGUCGCUAGCCCGCUUGCUCCUGGCUCGGCUCCGCCGGCAAAGAAGGCCAAGAUGAUCGACGGCUCGGCUGCACCGGCUGAUAGCAACGACAGCGGCACGGCCGAUCUGCCGCUGGCGAGCGAUGGUUCUGAACAGUCUCCCAUCAGCCCUGCCCAUGCAUCAGCCUCACCAGCGGCAGCUGCGCCGCCGCUGGCUGCCGCCAAUCUCGAGACGACCAGCAAGACAAACGGUGGCUUCGGGAAGCGGACCAAGGCCAUGCGCAAGGCGAUGGUCAAGGACCGCUCCAAUCAGGUCUGCGUCUUGUUUGUCGGCCGCGGCAGCUGCCGUUUCGGCGACAAGUGUAACCGCUCGCAUGACCUGGCAAAGUGGAUGGCCGAGCAUCGCAGAGACGACGCUCCGGGCUCAUGCCCUCUGUUCGAGGCCUACGGCUUCUGCCGCUUUGGCCUCACCUGCCGAUGGGGCCGCGGCCACGUCGAGGACGACGGUGUGACCAACAAGAACCUUGCCGCCCAGGUUGACGCCUUUCCCGAUGAGUGCAACGAGGUCCCGCUCAAGGUCUUCCACGCCCUCCGCCGCCGCAAGCUCGACCUGCGCCGUGCCAAGGCUGCCCAGGCCGAGGUCAAGGCCGCCGCCGCCGCUGCAGAGACCGGGCCCGGUGAGUUUGACUUUCCCGCCGCCCGCGCCAAGGUCACCGGCCUCCCUUUUGACGACGUUCGCAAGCGCAUCGACUUUAGCAACAAGCUUUACCUAGCCCCGCUCACUACCGUCGGCAACCUGCCGUUCCGCAAGGUCGCCGUCGACAUGGGCGCCGAUGUCACCUGCGGCGAGAUGGCCAUUGCCUCGUCGCUCCUCCAAGGCCGCCGCACAGAGUGGUCGCUCCUCCGCCGCCACAAGGCAGAGUCCAUCUUUGGCGUCCAGAUCGCCUCGGGCUACGUCGACCAGUUUGCCAAGGUCUGUACCGCCAUGCGUGCCGCGGAGCUCAACGUCGACUUUGUCGACAUCAACGCUUGUUGCCCGCUCGACAUGGUCGUCAACAAGGUCAUGGGCUCUGGCCUCCUUGCCCGCCGCAAGCGCAUCAUCUCGCUCGCUCGCGUCGGCGCCACCAUGCUCGACGUCCCGCUCACAUUUAAGCUCCGUCUCGGCAUGGAUGAGCCCAUGGUCCAUACCCUGCUGCCGGAGCUGGCCGCCGCCGGCGUCGCCGCCGUCUCCAUUCACGGUCGCACCCGUGCACAGCGCUACACGCAGCAGGCAUCAUGGGACUACAUGAUCGAGACCGCAAAGGCUGCAGACCUGCCUGUCAUCGGCAACGGCGACCUGUACUCGUACGAGGAGCUCGAUGCGUACAUGAACCAGCCGGGCCUCACCUCGGUCAUGGUCGGCCGCGGCGCCCUCAUCAAGCCAUGGAUCUUCACAGAGCUCAAGGAGCGCCGCCACUGGGACAUCUCGUCAUCGGAGCGCUUCGACAUCCUCCGCUCCUUUGCCAACGAGGGCCUCAAGCAUUGGGGCUCAGACUCGCAGGGCGUCGAGACCACGCGCCGCUACAUGCUUGAGUGGCUCUCGUUCCUCUACCGCUACGUCCCUGUCGGCUGCCUCGAAGUCCUCCCACAGCACAUGGCCCUCCGCCCGCCGGCCUUUGUCGGACGCAACGAGCUCGAGACUCUCCUCGCCUCCGACAACGCAGCAGACUGGGUCCGCAUCACAGAAAUGCUCCUCGGCCCGGCUCCGGCCUCGUUCACCUUUGUGCCCAAGCACAAGUCCAACGCCUGGUCCACUACCGCAAACGCCUGAUUGUCGCAGUCGCAGAGUGCCUCAUUUACCGCUACGCUCUCGCACGCACCAUCGACGGCGGCCGAGCCGCCGUGCACGCCAUCAUCGAGCUGCGCGGCUAACGGCUAAGGCCGGCCGCUCGCGGAUGCCGCCAGCUGCUGCAUCCAUUUGGGCGUGGCAGGCUCGCGCCGGCCCUUCUUGCCCUUCUUCUUGCCCUUCUUGGUAUCCGACGAGAUGGCCUCGUUCAUCUCCUGCCGCGCCUCGACCACUGCCCGGAACUGCGCGUCGAGCUGUGGCUCAGUCGCGAGCAUCUCGGCACACAUUUCGCGCGUCAGCUCGAGCACCUGCAUCGCCGUUCGCGCACGCACGUUGGCCCGCGCUUGAGGUUGGCAAACAGCGCCAUCUCGCCGAAGAACUGGCCCUGGUUGAGCGGAAUCUUGACUCCGUUCGGGAGCUCGACCUCGGCCACCCCGCGCACAAUGAAGAACAUCGAGUGGCCCUCGUCGCCCUUCUUGAUGAUGAGCUCGCGCGCCGAGAACGUCCGCUCCCGGAGAUGCUGCAGCAUGUCGGAAAUAAACCGCUGCGGG